AUGCAUCAUGGAAAUCUUCAUGAAUGGCUGCACUCAAACGAGGAUAAGGCGAAGAUUUUGGACUUCCCUCUUAGAGUUAAAGUUGCACUUGGGAUAGCAAAAGGCCUGGCUUGGCUUCAUCAUGGGUAUGAAUUACACGUUACUCACGGAAGCAUAAGCACACGGUGUAUCUUGCUAGAUCAAAAUUUUGAAUCGAAAAUAUCCAACUUUUGGGAAGCAAAAUUUUGGAGUAAGAAUGAUACUGCAUUAAGUUGGAGUCUUUUCCCAGUAGCUGGAUAUUCAGGUUUAGGUUCUUACAAGCAAGACAUCUACUGCUUUGGUGUUGUGCUUCUCGAGCUUGUAACAGGGAAGGAGCCACAUGAAUUGACCAGCUCAAGAAAUCUAUUUGAUCACUCGCCUAGUCUACUUGAUGCAGAUAGAGAUUUGCUUGGGAAAGGAAUCAAUGAUUUGAUCCUCCAAUUUCUAGAGUUAGCUUGUGACUGUGUGAAGUUUUUUCCUAAUGAAAGGCCGACGAUGCUGGCAGUGUAUGAAAAACUCAAGACAAUUUCUCAGGGUCGAAACGACCAGCUGUAA
This is a messenger RNA of Lycium ferocissimum, 573 nucleotides long. RefSeq names its product probably inactive leucine-rich repeat receptor-like protein kinase At5g48380. Gene Ontology annotation, biological process: protein phosphorylation. The coding region runs from base 1 to 573 and encodes 190 amino acids. The transcript has 2 exons. The record is from RefSeq and is a predicted model, not a curated record. Lineage: Eukaryota; Viridiplantae; Streptophyta; Magnoliopsida; Solanales; Solanaceae. Gene Ontology annotation, molecular function: ATP binding; protein kinase activity.